Messenger RNA from Astyanax mexicanus (Mexican tetra), 633 nucleotides. Its product is annotated as spore coat protein SP96-like. Lineage: Eukaryota; Metazoa; Chordata; Actinopteri; Characiformes; Acestrorhamphidae. The record is from RefSeq and is a predicted model, not a curated record. Bases 1 to 633 code for a protein of 210 amino acids. The transcript has 2 exons.
AUGAGGGUCUCCAUUAGGACGCCCAUUAUCAGCCUUUACCACGCCAGCGUGAGGCACUUAGUGCAUGCAGCAGCUGCUGCGGCGGCGGCGAGUCCUGCGACUGCAGGAUCCUGCGCUGUGUGGGCAUCCUCUGCAUCCCCAGCAUCCUCAGCAUCCCCAGCAUCCUCUGCAUCCUCAGCAUCCUCUGCAUCCCCAGCAUCCUCAGCAUCCUCAGCAUCCUCUGCAUCCUCUGCAUCCUCUGCUUCCUCAGCAUCCUCAGCAUCCCCAGCAUCCUCUGCAUCCUCUGCAUCCUCAGCAUCCUCAGCAUCCCCAGCAUCCCCAGCAUCCUCUGCAUCCUCAGCAUCCCCAGCAUCCUCUGCAUCCUCUGCAUCCUCAGCAUCCCCAGCAUCCUCAGCAUCCUCUGCAUCCUCAGCAUCCCCAGCAUCCUCAGCAUCCUCAACAUCUUCAGUACCCUCAGCAUCCUCUGCAUCCCCAGCAUCCUCAGCAUCCCCAGCAUCCUCUGCUUCCUCAGCAUCCUCAGCAUCCCCAGCAUCCUCUGCAUCCUCAGCAUCCCCAGCAUCCUCUGCAUCCUCUGCAUCCUCAGCAUCCUCUGCAUCCUCAGCAUCCUCAGCAUCCUCCACUGCAUCUCUCUGA